UCCCCCCCCGUUCAACGAUUAUCACGACGAUGAAAGAUGUUCGAUGUGUAACGCGACAAAAAUACAUCAAAAAGUUCACAGUUCAUAUUUUUUUCUUAUGGUUUUCACGUGUUUUUAUUUUGCAUAAAUAAAUGCUUUAUAAUCCUACGCUUCUUUGGCUAUGGUUGCGAGAAAAUUUUAUAUUGUUUGCAUUCUUCAUAUGCUGAAUGUUUUGUAUUCACAACAAACCACAAGUGACCCUUACAAUUUAUCUCUUUAUACGACAAAUGGAAGCAAUGCUACCAAAGAUCUUCCAAAAACACACCUUCCAAUAUCAACAACAGAAGAACCCCCAGUAUCUACUGAAGUUGAACAUGAAAAAUCCAUGGAAAUCUUUUUUAUGUUACUUGUUGUUGGCUUGUGUAUCUUUGUCAUAUUCUCUCUCAUCAAACACAAUUUUAAAUAUCUACCUGAGAGUGUCGCAGUGGUUUUUUUGGGUGCAUUGGUUGGUUUGAUCACUAAAUUUUUAAAUCACAUACAUGUGGCUAAUUGGAUGCAAGAAGAAGAGUUAGAUCCGACCACAUUCUUUCUCAUUCUUCUUCCACCUAUAAUAUUUGAAUCGGGCUAUUCUUUGCACAAGGGUAACUUUUUUGCAAAUCUUGGCACUAUUGUUCUGUUUGCUGUGUUUGGUACAGCUCUCUCCGCCAUUGUUGUUGGAGGGGGUAUCUAUGUUUUGGGCAAGGCUAGUAUUAUUUAUAAACUCAGUUUGGUUGAAAGUUUUGCGUUUGGUUCAAUGAUCUCUGCAGUUGAUCCUGUUGCAACUUUGGCAAUAUUCCAUGCACUUGACGUAGAUCCAACACUAAAUAUGUUAGUAUUUGGUGAAAGUGUUCUUAAUGAUGCAGUUUCUAUUGUGAUGACAAACACUGUUGUUGGUGAAGCAGGAAAAAGCUCAAGUCUACUGUCCAUUUUGGGUCAUUUUUUCACUAUGUUUCUUGGUUCGGCAUUAAUUGGAAUAAUAUUUGCUCUCAUUUCUGCCCUCUUACUUAAACAUGUCCAUCUAAGACGUCAUCCGUCCUUGGAACUAUCCUUGAUUUUGAUAUUUUCUUAUGCACCUUACGGUCUGGCCGAGGGACUUAAACUUUCAGGUAUUAUGGCAAUACUUUUCUGUGGCAUCGUUAUGUCGCAUUAUACGCACUUGAAUCUCUCAUCACAAACUCAAAUCACGAUUCAACAAAUCUUUCGUGCAAUCGCAUUCAUGACAGAAACCUGUAUCUUUGCCUAUCUUGGUAUGGCAAUAUUCUGUUUAAAACACAAUUUCAAACCUGCAUUUGUAGGCUGGAGUAUUGUUCUUUGUCUUUUUGGUCGUGCCGUGAAUAUUUUUCCUCUCUCCAUUGUUGCUAACUUAUUUCGUUCUGUGAAGAUCAGUCGGAAAACGCAAUGUAUUAUGUGGUUUAGUGGUCUUCGUGGUGCUGUGGCGUUUGCAUUGAGUACACAACUCCAGUUUGAUGCGGAACAUAGAUCAGUUCUGAUUACAUCCACUUUAAUCAUUGUCCUAUUCACUAUUCUUGUGUUAGGUGGAUCAACUCUUCCACUUCUAAAGUGUCUUCGAGCACAAAGAAAUAUUCGCGAUGAUUAUGCCUUGUCUCUAAGCAAGACUGAAGCGGAGGACAAAGCUUGGGAUUCGGAACAAAUUACCGACGAUGAAUGGAAGUCUACAAAGCGGGCAUUGACUGGAUUUGCAAAAUUAGAUGCUAGAUACUUUAUUCCUUUCUUCACAAUCAACUUUACUAGUACUGUUGAUCGAACAAGGUCGCCUGAUACAGAAACAAUAAAUUUGUAUCGCAGUGACGGCAGCGAUGAAAGUGAACUGGAGAUCAACCAAAUGAUUGAUUCAGCACGUCUAUGAUUUAAUGAUGUCCAUAAUUAUACCAAGGAAGAGAUUUAUGUAUAGUUUACUGUAUUACUCUGUUGUUCAAUCUAAAUUUUUAGUAAGAUUAUUGUAACAAAGAUGAUGUUACAAUAUAAUAAUAAUUAUUGCAUUAAUUUACAUUUUGAACAGUUGAAAAUUGUUCUAUUGUAGAAAGAAAUGAUGUCUAUUGUGAAUAAUGCUGUGAAUUAUGUUGUGAAGUAUUGUUAUAAUAUAUUUAUUGGAUUGAAACAAAACGAUAAAAUGUAA
Molecule: messenger RNA, 2155 nt
Organism: Xenia sp. Carnegie-2017
Lineage: Eukaryota; Metazoa; Cnidaria; Anthozoa; Malacalcyonacea; Xeniidae
Product: sodium/hydrogen exchanger 8-like
Exons: 17
Coding region: 161-1885 (574 amino acids)
Biological process (GO): regulation of pH; sodium ion transport; proton transmembrane transport
Cellular component (GO): membrane
Molecular function (GO): sodium:proton antiporter activity
Source: RefSeq, a predicted model, not a curated record